AACUGAGUACGUCCUGUCCCUCAUAAGCAGCCUGUGAUGUGUGGAAAGAGGAAUAUGAUGUAAAUCUGCCCAAAAACAUCUGGUGCAAGAGGAGAGCGAUGUGCAGCAGCAGAGACGACUGCCGAGCACACGACGCUCCUCAAACAGGAGCAGAUGCCGUGUUGACUCUUUCCAUAAAGCCGUGGUGCAUACCAGUAUCACCAGUAGUAUUAAGGCACUGUAGAAUGAAACGUGUGGCAUGAACAUCACAAGCUGUAAACUGGUUUCUUGUGGUCACCGGGUUUCCCCCUCACAUGACCCGUCUUACUCAAUACAUCAAAUCCUGUGUUUUCCUGUGUCGCACUCUCACAUGUAGGAGGACGCCCGGUCAACACACACUGGGAACCAGUCACUGAACUGGAUUCAACACAUCUGCAGCUGAAGAAGGGUUGAAUCACUUUCAGACGUCGAACACAAACUCACAGAUCUCUCUGAUGGCGUCUAAUAUCACCGCCGCCGCCGCCCCCCCCCAGCAGUCCUCCCUUCUGCCCAUCAGCGACUCAGCCCAGGUCGGCAUCGCCAUCCUGACCCUGGCCUUCGUGCUGGGCCUCCCCGGGAACCUGUUCGUGGUGUGGUCCGUGGUGUGCCAGGUGAAGAAGCGCUCGGUGACCUGCCUGCUGGUGCUGAACCUGGCUCUGGCCGACGCCUCCGUGCUGCUCAGCGCGCCUCUCUUCCUGCGCUACCUGGCUGGAGGCCGGGGCUGGGAGUUUGGCUCCGCGGCCUGUAAGCUGGUGCACUACCUGUCCAGUGUCAACAUGUACGUGUCCAUUUACCUGAUCUGCCUGAUGAGCAUGGACCGCUGGCUGGCUGUCACCAAGCCCUUCCUGUCCCAGAGGAUGAGAACCAAGCGCUCCCUGCUGGUUCUCCUGAUGGGGGUCUGGGUGAUGGCGUUCAUCCUGUCCCUGCCGAUGCCUUUCUAUCGCAGUAAUCUGAAGAUCCCACGACUGAACAACACCGCUAUCAACCUGUGCAGACCGUACCACUGGAAAAGCGUGGGUCACCAAGUGUUCCAGUACACGUUUGAGACCGUCAUGUCCUGCCUGGUGCCUUUCUCCCUCAUCAACACCUGCUACGCCGGCGUCAUCUGCCGCCUGCGCAGCGCCGUGUUCCAGCGCCGAGGCCGAGGCAGCCGCCUCAUCCUGAUGAUCAUCGGGGCCUUCGCCGCGUUCUGGCUGCCGUACCACAUCGUCAACAUCAUAGAGGUGGUUGGCCUGUUGCAGGGCAGUGUCUCAGUCACGGCUGCUGCUCACAGAGCUCGACCCAACGUCACCGCCUUCGCCUACUUCAGCAGCGCCAUCAACCCCAUCCUCUACGUCUUCGCCGGCAGCUCCCACAUCCGCCAGGCCGGCCUGAGCUUCAUGGGCAAGCUGUUCGACGACACCAACUCCGAGACCAGGACCGGCUCGACCUUCACCCGCAGCCGCCGCAGCAGCUCCCGGGACGAGACCACCGCCCUGCACAAGCUGUCGGCCAAACUGGGGAACACUUUCAAGAGCAAGAGCAAGGAGAGGAGCGGCAGCGGGGGGGCGGGGGAGACGCUCGCCAACCCGGAGCAGCUGGAGUAGAGCUGCCGCCAUUUUCUUCAGACUACGUUUUUUUUUUUUUUUUGUUAAUUAGGUCCAACCUGGGUUGAGUCGUCCAUUUUGUAUUUUUGAGCCUUGUUACGUCCCUAAGUUAUAAAGUUAUGAAACAUUUGACUGAAAACUGUUUUGUGUCCCUGUGUGAAAUCUGAAUCCAGCUUGGGACUGAAAUCUUCCACUAAUAAGAUCUGAAUCAGUAUCAAUUAUUUCUGACGUGAUCAUGGACAUUUUUUAUUAAUUAAGUUGGAUCCAUGUCCCAUUUGCUAACAUGGAGGAGGUGGGGUUCACGACCUUUACCGCAGCCAGCCACCGGGGGGCGAUGAGGAGGAUUUGGCCUCACUUUAAGGGGGCUGUCUUGUCGUCCAUUUUAUUUUUAUAACUUUACAAAAUAUUUGCUUCGUAUAGCAAACAUUUUAUCGACAUUAUAAUUUGAAAUGUAAAUCUAAAAAUUAUUUGAAGUGGGUUUUAUCUAAAUUAUUUUGUGUAAUAUUUUUGUCUAGCCACUUGACGUUCAAAAGAAACGAUAAAGUUUGUCAAAUUAAUAAAAUGUUCACAGAGUCA
Molecule: messenger RNA, 2180 nt
Organism: Pleuronectes platessa (European plaice)
Lineage: Eukaryota; Metazoa; Chordata; Actinopteri; Pleuronectiformes; Pleuronectidae
Gene: ltb4r
Product: leukotriene B4 receptor
Exons: 5
Coding region: 474-1604 (376 amino acids)
Biological process (GO): positive regulation of cytosolic calcium ion concentration; inflammatory response; complement receptor mediated signaling pathway
Cellular component (GO): plasma membrane
Molecular function (GO): complement receptor activity; leukotriene receptor activity
Source: RefSeq, a predicted model, not a curated record